GGGACUAUUCUGGUGUUUUGGUUUUCGCAAUAUUUAAUGUAUUUCUUUUUUAUCUUUUGAAUUGUGUGUGAAUCUUGUUGUACAUAUUUAUAAUUAAAAUUGAAUGCAACUUCUCUACAAUUUUUAGUAACCUGUCUAUGCUGAUUUUAAUGCCCUACAAGCAUAAUAAUUUGAGUAAAACCUGAAGUGACCCUACAAUUACAUACCUACCGCGACGGUAAGGAGAAGGGAGUCACAAACAGGUGAAAGAAUAAAAUUCUUGGAUUAAAAAUGGACUUUAAAGACCGAUGUCGAACAUGUUUGGCCACAAAUAAAGAUAUGCGUCCCAUACGUACUGCCAUUACGAUUGCCGGCGACGAAGUGAGUCUGGUUGAUAUACUGGACACUUUCUAUCAAUACAAGAUAUCACCAGAUGACGAGUUUUACCCUCAGAAUCUAUGCAUUAAUUGUGUACACCAGUUGACUAUCACCUAUUCAUUCAAGAAACUUAUUGAAGCAAAUGCCAAAACUUUAGCUAACAGUGCAACAACACUAGAGUCUAAUGAAGAUUACGACUACAGUUAUGAACCUGAAGAACAAUUCCAAAGAAAGAGAUCUCCAAAAAGAAAAAAUGUUGCUCAAACAAAACUGGAGAAUGAUGUAAAAUUCUUAUUUUGUGUUGAAUGCAAAGCUGAGUUUCAUUCAAUCAAAAGUCUAAAAGAACAUUGUACUGCCAUGCAUCCGGUGCAAUCAACCAUUGGGAGACAUUGCGAAUACUGUCACGAGAAGUUUGAUGAUUUCCGUUCUUUAGUAUUACACAGGAAACUGCAUUUACGGCCAUACCUCUGCGAACACUGCUGGGAAGGAUUCUACACUGUAACUGAAUCAAAUGCGCAUUCCUGCACUCCGCACAUAGAGAAGAAAGAGAGGAGUUGCAAACGUGUGUUGCAGCAAUGCGACCAGUGUGGAAAAUCUUAUCCACCGGGAUAUAUUAAAAUACAUAUGUUGACGCACAGUAAUGAUCGUGGUUACAGUUGUAAAUUUUGUCCGAAGAAGUUCAAAGUACCCGGUGGUCUACACUCACACAUACUAUGGAACCACAAAAGGACUAGGAAUCACAAAUGUGAAGUAUGCAACGCUACAUUCAUUUCGUCAAGCUCUCGGAGCUCGCAUAUACGAAAGAAUCAUUUGAAAGAAAAGAAAUACAGCUGUGGUAAUUGUGAGAAGAGGUUCUUCUCCAAAUCAGAGCUUCAGAGACAUCAGUUAACUCACACAGGCGUGAAGAACUUCCACUGCCACCUGUGUGAUAAGUCGUAUCAGACUCGUUACGGUUUGAACGUUCAUUUGAAGUCUCACACGCAGUUAUCUAUGAAUACCAUUAAUACAGCAGACCCAUUCAAAUAUGAUAGUUUAUAAUAAUUUAUUAACUACUGUAAUUAAGCAAAUCCAAAAAUAACAGUCAGUUUGCUGCAAAAACUAAUGGAAAAAUAAUGAUCUCAAUUUAGAUUAAUAUUUUGUAAAUUGUAUUUAUAAUAUGAAAAUCUUAUAGAUAAUUAAUAUAUGGAUUAAGUAAAUACAUAGGUAUCUAUUUAUCUUUUUGCAUAUAAAAUGUAAGUACAACAGGUGGACUAAUGCCAUGACAUUCUCCAGUGCAGUGUUAGCCAAAUCACAUCUGUUAACAUAAAUAUUAUUAAAAUUCAGGACAUAGUAAAUGCUUUUGACAAUUUCUUUGCAAAAAUCCCUGAGGAGCUAACUUCUGACGUUGCUCUUGUCCAUUGUGCUGUCCAUAGUCCAGUGGCAGUAAACUUAAGUUUUAAGUUAUUUAUUCCAGGUCGACGUCAACUAAUGUUGUUAAACCAAAAGUUAUUACAAUAUUAAGUGAUGUUUGAAAUGUCCCAUAAUAUAUAUUUAUUUAAUUUGAAUUAGUUUCUGGACGAAUAAAAUAAUAGUUAAGGGUUUCGGAAGAAGGGUGGUGUGGAUUUUGCCUAACGAUGAGACAAGAAGAGUGAAUGAGUGAAGAUUUCAUUUCAUUCAUUUGGGUAGGCGUAAAAAAACAUAAAAUAAAAAAUACCAGGUACUAAAAUAGUUUAAUAGUGUGAAAUAAGGUACACAAUUUAUAGGCACAACAAUAAUUAAAGAAAGUAACAAAUUGACGAAUAAAAAUCGUGGCCCAAACUUCAGUAUUUUGAGGCAAGAUGUUGAACCAUCUCACAAUCUACAAAAAUACAAUUAUCUACUCAAGUGAAAAAUAAUCAUAAUUGACAUUUUAAAAGUAACAUAAUACUUGUACAUGUUUAUAUUCUAAAAUAUAUGUGUAGAGUAGCGUCAAUUACUUAAUAAAAAUUAUAUACAUUUAAAAUUACUUCUGUCCAUUCUGCUGAAAAGUGCAGUAAUAUAUCACUAAAAUCGGCACUUUAGAAGCACCAAAGUUAAAAUGUGCAAAUUAA
Amyelois transitella is the source of this 2426-nucleotide messenger RNA. Its product is annotated as zinc finger protein 39. Gene Ontology annotation, molecular function: DNA-binding transcription factor activity, RNA polymerase II-specific; zinc ion binding; RNA polymerase II transcription regulatory region sequence-specific DNA binding. Gene Ontology annotation, biological process: regulation of transcription by RNA polymerase II. The transcript is spliced from 2 exons. Gene Ontology annotation, cellular component: nucleus. The coding region runs from base 271 to 1395 and encodes 374 amino acids. The record is from RefSeq and is a predicted model, not a curated record. NCBI's taxonomy places the organism in Eukaryota, Metazoa, Arthropoda, Insecta, Lepidoptera, Pyralidae.